AGAAAUCAUUUUGUACUUGAGUUUUAAUUUGAAUAUUUGAAUGCCGAGGAAGAUAAGAAUUUUCUCACGGUCAUUGAUCCAAAACCAUAAGUGAAAUUAUCAUUCCACUGUGGGAAAAAGAUAUUACUCUUUCUCCUCCAGGUAGGUGAAGAGGACCGGUGAAAAAGUGGGGAAUUGUCAGUUUGAAAGUGCGAGCCACCGAGAAAGGUCCACAUUAACAAGCCAUGAGGUGCACCAUCCAAUUAAAUCACAUCCUGAUCCUCAAUGCCGUUUUUCUAGUUGUGGGAGGGAGAGAUGAUGCGCCUUGCAUUGAGGAAAAUAAAUUUUAUAGAAAUCCUAAUACCCCUGCUCACAGCGUUUGGGCACCAACGGAAUGUGCCAAAUAUUUCUUAUGCCUAGACAAUGAGGUAUUCGAGUUCAAAUGCUCGGAGGGACUCCUCUUCGAUGUUACGAGACAGAUAUGUGAUUUUAAAACCAAUGUUGAUAAUUGCGACGUGACGACAGACGUGCAACCACCGAAACCUCUUCUUGAGAAUGGAACCUGUGACAGUGGAAAUUUGGCAUGUGGAGAUACCACAUGUUUACCAAAUAUUUAUUUCUGCGAUGGUAGUGUGGAUUGUCCGGAUGGAUCAGACGAGGCCUGGUGUGAUGGUCACGAUCCGAAUGCAGCUCUCCCCUGCAACACCGAAAAUUGUUCACUUCCAGAUUGCUGGUGUUCUCACGAUGGCAAACAAAUUCCAGGUAACUUGACGGUAUCUGACGUUCCCCAGAUGAUAACAAUCACCUUCGACGAUGCAGUGAAUGCUGAGAACUUCGACCUCUACACAAAGUUGUUCAAUGAUGAGAGGAAGAAUCCCAAUGGCUGCCCCAUACGAGCUACUUUCUAUGUAAGCCAUCAAUACACGAAUCAUCGGGACGUUCAAGAUCUGUGGAAUAAUCGCCAUGAAAUUGCCGCUCACUCCGUCACACAUCGAGGCCCAGAGGAAUGGUGGUCUCACAAUGCAACGAUUGAGGAUUGGUUUGACGAAAUGGUUGGACUAUCAAACAUUCUCAAUAAAUUCGCAGCAGUUCGAUUGGAGGAUAUCAAGGGCUUGAGAGCUCCAUUCCUUCGUGUUGGAUGGAACAAACAAUUCCUCAUGAUGUCUGAGUUCGGAUUUUCGUACGAUUCAUCAAUGGUUGCGCCCUUCACAGACUCACCAUUUUGGCCAUAUACUCUGGAUUACCAGGCACCACAUGAAUGCGUUGGUACAGACCAGAAUUGUCCCACCAGGGCGUAUCCCGGGGUCUGGGAAGUGCCCCUGAAUCAACUGUUAAUUGGGGAUUACACGUGCGCGAUGGUUGAACAGUGCCCAUCAAGCUUGACCGGCGAGGAGAUUUACAAAAUGUUGAUGUUGAAUUUCAAACGACACUAUUUAACCAACCGUGCUCCACUAGGUCUGCAUUUCAAUUCCAUGUGGUUCAGAAAUCCAACACAUAUUUAUGCCUUCGAGAAAUUCUUGGACGAUAUCCUUCACCUCUCAGACGUGUACUUCACUACGACCCACCAAACAAUCGAGUGGAUGAAAAAGCCAACAGGAAUCAACGAAUUAUCGAGCUUUGAGCCCUGGCAAUGUCAUCCCCGUGAUCUAGCCCCACACGAAAUUGCCUGCGAGAUGCCAAACACCUGUAAACUCUCGAGUAGAGUUCUCAAGUCCUACAGAUACCUGACGACCUGUUUCGACUGCCCAAAGCAGUAUCCCUGGUUCAGAAACGAAUUUGGAAGGGACUGACAUUCGAAUCCCACGAUAUCCUCAU
Molecule: messenger RNA, 1794 nt
Organism: Fopius arisanus
Lineage: Eukaryota; Metazoa; Arthropoda; Insecta; Hymenoptera; Braconidae
Gene: ChLD3
Product: Chitin and LDLR binding deacetylase 3
Exons: 9
Coding region: 225-1769 (514 amino acids)
Biological process (GO): carbohydrate metabolic process
Cellular component (GO): extracellular region
Molecular function (GO): protein binding; chitin binding
Source: RefSeq, a predicted model, not a curated record